AUGAGUUUUCCAUUUAUUAGACGAAAUUUGAGGUGCUUAUCUACCACUUAUUUUGGGAGCCGUUUGUUGAGCACAACUGGUAGUAAACACUCAGUCUUUAAUCCAAAUCAAUGGUGUGAUCCAAUUGUUAGUAUUGAACAGCUUAACAAUCCAUUGCCUGAAGAUGAUCCAAGGCGUUAUUUGUACCCAAAACAAAUGGAGUCUAACAAGACGCCCGUUUUUUAUAGAAAUGAAAUUGUCGACAGGAUGGUCAACAUUAUGAUGGUUAAAGGCAAAAAACAAUUAAUUCGUACGGAGAUUUAUGGGGCUUUGGAAAUUAUUAAAAGAGUUCAAUACAAAAAAUGGUUGGACGAGAAAGACGAAAAGAAGAAGGCAAAAAUAGUUCUAGACCCUUUUCAAGUGGCCAGCUUGGCAAUUUUGAAUUGUAGGCCAAUAAUGGAACUUAGACCUGUUGGGAGAACCGGGACAGUCUAUCAAGUUCCUUAUCCAAUUAGUGAGCAUUACUCAAUCUUCCGGGCACUUAAAAUGAUGAGAACAAUUUUGAGAGAAAAAUGCAAACAUGGACAGAAUCGAUUUAGGGUAUAUAUUCUUUUAUUGUUAAUUUGGACUCUAUUAGCUCACGAACUCAUUGCCGCAAUGAACAAUGAAGGUUAUACAAUUCAAGCCAAACAAGAAUUGCAUAGAUUGUGUGAAAAGAAUAGAGCAUAUUCUAGCUUUAGAAGAUAUUAA
Messenger RNA from Meloidogyne enterolobii, 729 nucleotides. Lineage: Eukaryota; Metazoa; Nematoda; Chromadorea; Rhabditida; Meloidogynidae. The record is from the annotation of a GenBank genome assembly.